AUGCGGGAGGUGGACCUGCAGCCCACCGUCAUCAGCUACAGCGCUGGGAUCAGUGCGUGUGAGAAAGGUGCGCAAUGGCAGCGAGCUCUGUUAGUGCUCAGCGAGAUGUGUGAGGCGGAGCUUGAGCGCAACGUCAUCAGCUACAACGCUGGGAUCAGCGCUUGUGAGAAAGGCGAGCAGUGGCAGCCGGCCCUGUCGCUGCUGAGAGAGAUGUGGGAGACGAGAUUGGAGCCCACCGACACCCUGGCUCAGCUACAGCGCCGGGAUCAGCGCGUGCGAGAAGGGCGGCCAGUGGCAGCGUGCCCUGUCGCUGCUUCACGAGAUGUGUGA
Prorocentrum cordatum is the source of this 330-nucleotide messenger RNA. Lineage: Eukaryota; Dinophyceae; Prorocentrales; Prorocentraceae. The record is from the annotation of a GenBank genome assembly.